Molecule: messenger RNA, 1085 nt
Organism: Cercospora beticola
Lineage: Eukaryota; Fungi; Ascomycota; Dothideomycetes; Mycosphaerellales; Mycosphaerellaceae
Molecular function (GO): S-adenosylmethionine-dependent methyltransferase activity
Source: RefSeq, a predicted model, not a curated record
UCCAUUGACGGGAGAUGUAUGGCAGUCGAUGAAGGUGCAGCAGUAGUCUUGUUGAAGUCGGAUUGCAUACGAGUGUCCCAUUGUGCCGGGUGCCAAGUCGAUGUCCUAACCAGCGACAGUAGCCUUAGAGCUUGUUAGUGCAUUCGUGGUUGCCGUAUGUCAUGAGGAGAAACACCUUCCAGCUCUUGCCACGACACGUCUGCAGAAGAACGUCCCGUAUUCAUCAGGCACGCCCGAGGUUCCGCGAAACUGGCAAUAGCAUCAUGGCGGUUCCAGAUGCCGCUCGACAGAAACUGCGCGAGACAUUCGAAGGCCGUACUCUUGACAAGCAGCUGAGCGGCUGGGAUGAGCUCUGGAAGCAAGAAGUCACGCCGUGGGAUCGUGCUGGACCUUCUCAAGCGCUGGCAGACGCCAUCACUGGCAACGCCGACAUCUUGGGCGCCCCAAUCAAGAACGACCCGAGUAAGCAGCGGAAGAGAGCACUUGUUCCGGGAUGCGGUCGAGGAUAUGAUGUACUUCUGCUGGCGUCUCUUGGCUACGACGUGUACGGCGUGGAUGGAUCUCAGACCGCCAUUGAAGCUGCGCGUAAAAUGCAGAAAGGAGCCGACAAGUCAGCAACGUAUCGUGCGCUAGAGACGGAGUUCGGACGUGGUCGGGAAACUUUCGUGGAGAAUGACUUCUUCAAGGAUGACUUUCUGGAGACGACAGGGGGCGGGAACUUUGAUUUGAUCUUCGACUACACGUUCUUGUGUGCACUGCCCCCGCCACUAAGACCUUCUUGGGCCAAAAGGAUGAGUGCGCUCCUUGCACCAGGUGGUCAUUUGAUCUGUCUAGAGUGGCCGCUGCAUAAGCCCCCUCGAGAAGGAGGGCCACCGCAUGGGUUAUCUGCUGAGCUGUACGAGACACUACUGCGCAGACCUGGUCAAGAGGUACAGUACGAUGAAAGUGGUAAAAUAGCCACGAAUGAUGCCGAACUAGCAGGCAAUGCCUUGGUAUGCGCAAAGCGUUAUCGGCCUGAGCGAACACAUGAAGCUGGCAAGGAUUCAGACUAUGUGUCUCUUUGGCAGCAUACGAACUCAUCUUGA